Messenger RNA from Colius striatus (speckled mousebird), 1770 nucleotides. It is a transcript of the gene TMEM39B, whose product is annotated as transmembrane protein 39B. The transcript has 9 exons. NCBI's taxonomy places the organism in Eukaryota, Metazoa, Chordata, Aves, Coliiformes, Coliidae. Gene Ontology annotation, cellular component: membrane. The record is from RefSeq and is a predicted model, not a curated record. The coding region runs from base 150 to 1601 and encodes 483 amino acids.
GGAGGUUUGUCCGCCCUCGGCCGCCAUCGCGCCGCCGGCCCCUCCCGCCAUAUUGUGGCCGGCGCAGGCGGAGCGGCGGCCGGAGGAUGGUUGCCAGGGCUGAAGGCAGAAGCCCGAAGUGAAGAGCAGAGCAGCCCCUGUGUGUUGCCAUGGCCGGGGGCCGGCGGGGCCCCAGCCGCGCCUCGUACUGCCGCAGCGCCCUGUGCGAGCCCGGCGCGGCCGCCUCGGGCGGCUCCUGCGUGACAGGCGUGCGCUCCCGCACCAGGAGUGGUUCAGGCACAGGCCUUUCCAGCCCGCCCUUGGCGACGCAGAGCGUGGUGCCGCUGCGGCACUGCAAGAUCCCCGAGCUGCCCGUGGAGCGCAGGGUCCUGUUCGAGCUGCAGCUCUUCUUCUGCCACCUGGUUGCUCUCUUUGUCCACUACAUCAACAUCUACAAGACAGUGUGGUGGUACCCACCCUCCCACCCACCUUCUCACACCUCCUUGAACUUUCACCUCAUCGACUUCAACGUGCUGACGGUGACCACGCUCGUGCUGGCGCGGCGCCUCAUCGGGGCCGUCGUCAAGGAGGCUUCCCAGGGGGGCAAAGUCUCCCUGGCACGCUCGGUGUUCCUGGUGGUCACUCGGUUUGCUGUUCUCACUGGCACAGGCUGGAGCUUGUGUCGCUCCAUAAUCCACCUCUUCAGAACCUACUCCUUCCUGAACCUCCUGUUCCUGUGUUACCCGUUUGGCAUGUACAUUCCCUUCCUGCAGCUGAACUGUGACUUUCGGAAGAGCAGCCCCUUCCCACACGUGGCCACCAUCGGCCCCCGCGAGCCGGGCGACAGCGGCCGCGGCCGGGACUACCUGGCGGUGCUGAGGGAGACGUGGAAGCAGCACAGCAGGCAGCUGCAGGGGCUGGAGGCCAUGCCCAGCCACGCCUGCUGCCUCUCCCCUGACCUCAUCCGCAGCGAGGUCGAGUACCUCAAGAUGGACUUCAACUGGCGCAUGAAGGAGGUGCUGGUGAGCUCCAUGCUCAGCGCCUACUACGUGGCCUUUGUGCCCGUCUGGUUCGUGAAGAACACCCAGUACUACGACAAGCGCUGGUCCUGUGAGCUCUUCCUGCUGGUGUCCAUCAGCACGUUGGUGAUCCUGAUGCAGCACCUGCUGCCCGCACGCUACUGCGACCUGCUGCACAAAGCUGCAGCACACCUGGGCUGCUGGCAGAAGGUCGACCCAGCCCUCUGCUCCAACGUGCUACAGCACCAGUGGACAGAGGAGUGCAUGUGGCCCCAGGGAGUGCUGGUGAAGCACAGCAAGAACGUGUACAAAGCCGUGGGCCAUUACAACGUGGCCGUGCCCUCGGACGUCUCGCACUUCCGCUUCCACUUCUUCUUCAGCAAACCCCUGCGGAUCCUCAACAUCCUGAUCCUGCUGGAAGGAGCCGUCAUCUUUUACCAGCUUUACUCGCUGAUUUCCUCAGAGAAGUGGCACCAGACCAUCUCCCUGGCUCUGAUCCUCUUCAGCAAUUACUACGCCUUCUUCAAGCUGCUGCGGGACCGGCUGGUGCUGGGCAAAGCCUAUUCCUACUCUGCCAGAGACCCAGAGCACAAGUUCAACUGAGCCACUUGCACUGAUGCUCAGCUCACGCCAGAACCGACAGAACGAGGAGCCCUCAGAGCUUUGUAUUUUUGUUACCACUGCUUUUUGUUGUUGUUGUUGUUGUUGUUCUUUGAUAACUGAUGUAAUUAAAAGGGGAAGACAAAGAAAACAGAUAUUUUUUUACUCCCAA